GCUUUGAGAUGAGGCAAGAAGAGAAUCGGGCAAUUCAGGUCAAGAGGUUGAAGGGAUGGGCGUUGCGCGAGACAGCUCUGGCGGGGAGCCGACUUCUUUGGAGAAGAAGCGCAAGCGACAGAAGACGGUGCGAGAAGAGGUGGCGGAACAAACCCGACGCAUGGAGAGGAUGAAAGGAUACUCGGAGCCGAUGAUUGGCGGGGAUGACGGUGACGGCGGGGAACGUGCCUCGGGAAAGAGGACGCCAGGGAUGCGUGGCAGAGAAGAACAAGGAGUCAAAAGGAGGCAGUCAAAGCAAGAGGGUGCAACAAGAAGUAAGAAAGCGAAGAGGCCCGGCGGUUUGACCAUCCGUGAAGGACAAGCUAUGGGUGAAGGAGAUUCGGCUCGUCUAGGCAUUGCCACUCCGAGAGAAACUUUAGAGAAAUCUAAAAGGAAACUGGCAGCUGAAGAAGGCGAUGGCCAGAAGAAACCUCGGAGGAGGAAGACUGCUGAGGGGACGAGUGGUGGCGAAAGGGCCGUCGGUAGGCCGUACGACGAAGCGGCAACGUUUUGGCUCGAAUACGAGUGGAACAAUGACGGUGAGGUCAUGGAGAAGGAGCUCCCCAUUCAACUGCUCAUCGACCCCAGGAAGGUCUGCGACAUCCCGCCGUGGAAAAUAUAUUACAAUCACCGUAGUCUCACUCGCGAUGGUGUGGAGGACAUCAAGGGUGCGAUGCUAAGGCAAUUCCAUGAGGAAAAGAGGAAGAUAUGGACAAAAAACCCUUUGGUUCUGGCACCCAUCUACAAGCCUGUGACGCAUAAGCCGGAGAGAGCUCAGAGGGUUCAUAAGGAUGUCUUCAAGCCAGAGGACAAGGACAAGUACUUCUAUUACCCUGUCAGUCUGAUGGAGAACACAAGACAUAAGAUGUUUAAGCAGCGUACGCAGAAGGCCUCUUUCGAGGGCAUGCGGGAGGUAUGGGAGAAUCAAGGAAGGUCGGUGGCCAUUCAAGGGAACCCUUCCGGUAAGGAGGCCGAAAAACAAGCGUUUUUCAACUUCCAUAAGUUGCUUCUGGGAAAAAGUCUGAACGGCGCUCACUGGACGAUGGCACGUAAAGCGACAACGCUCGCCGACCAGGACCACGUCGCUGCCAUUGGCAAUGCAUUGAGGCAGUGGAUACCGCUCGUGACGGCCGGUGAUGAGGUUUUCCGCAAAGGCAUGGAGUUCUACGACAAAUGGGUCGAGGGAAAGUUAUUGGGUAGAGACGGGAAGAUGCCCUUGUCGAAGCCGGGCAAAUACAUGCCCGACAAAUCUCCGAGUCUUCAAGUAAUUCCGGAAAUGGGCGGGAAAGGGGCGGAUGGUGAAACGAAGAUGGGGUGGCUGGUCCGGGUCCCGCCUCCUCCGACCAAAAAGAAAACGCAAUCGGACGACAAGUUUUUCGUCGUCGUGAAGGAGCCAGACAUGUUCUGUUGGCAGUCUCUCGAUGAUAUGACCGAUGCCGAAAAACUAUCGAUUCUCGACGACAUUCUCGCGCUGAGGGAAGUGUUCGUGCAAUCGGCGGACGGGCAUCUAAAACGUCAACAUAAGCCUGGAAUUAAAGGCAUGGUCGUGACGAGGAAAGUGGACCUCGUGAUGCUCCUCAUGCUUCACUACAUCUUGUUCCUUGAAUCCGAGGAGGACGCAGAGGUUUGUCGGUAUGGGAGCCAGUUUUUUCGGACCAAGGAACAACUUCUAGCGGAGUUCGCGCCGCGGGGCCUCACGAAACAGGUGUGGGUCGAAUUGCGGAAGCAUUUCCACGGCGCAGUGGAGUACGUGAACACUUGCAAACGCUGUCUUUCGUACGAGAAGGAGUCCCUUAACGAAACGAAGAAAAUGUACGAUGAUAAGAGGUUCCCUAAAUCUUUCGAGAAGUCCGUCCGCUCCAUCUUGCGACGAACGGAGGAAGAAGUGCAAGACACGAUCAGGGUCAGCGGGGAUGUGAGACACAUGAAAUGGCACAAGAUCAAUCGGGUGACCAGCCUUAUUCCUUUCUGUUGUCCAGCUUCCCAGACUCACACUCGUCUCAUUGAGAUCCAUGAGAUUAUGUGACAUUAUGUGUGCAACUUGUACGUCCUCAAUUUGUGUGAUCCCACACUCCUCUCAGAUUGGCAAGAAGACG
Messenger RNA from Chara braunii, 2135 nucleotides. NCBI's taxonomy places the organism in Eukaryota, Viridiplantae, Streptophyta, Charophyceae, Charales, Characeae. The record is from the annotation of a GenBank genome assembly.